AUGGGUAUCCUUCAUCAUGAAGGGACCUCCCACGAGAGGCUCAAGCCCUCUUCGCCAGAACAGUUGAUUGCUCGCUUCGGUCGUCUCCAUCUGCUGGAUGACUUGAUCCGUCUACGGGCAGCUGACCCCAUCCAGCAUCCUAUUCUUGCCUACCCCAAACCCUCCCAAAACGAUACGGUGGAGUACGAGUACUUCUCCGGGUUGGACCUGGAUUGCAUGGUUGAUCAAGCCGUGUGCACGCUGAUGGACUAUGGCUUCAAGCCACCCCGCCAGAAUGGAGCCAUCGUGGCGCUAUUCACGCUCUCCGACCUGAACAUGGUCGUCACAUUCUUCGCCCUGAGCCGACUAGGCUACACUGUGAUGAUGCUGUCCCCGCGUCUAUCGGCAUCCGCCUGCGUGGCCCUGCUCGACAUGGUCGGCUGUGACACCAUCCUGUACGGCCAGACCCCCAACAUCCGCACCACGAUGGGGGAGAUCCUGCGUCUGAAGCUGGUGGCGUGUCGCCCCAUCGUGCAACGACCCUCGCUGGACGAGGAUGUCGAGGAACCGGCCAUGCUGGUGCUCCGCCGCAGCCGCAGCCCGGAGACGCAAAUCCACAAGAUCGCCCUGAUCCUGCAUUCCUCCGGCUCAACCGGCAACCCCAAACCCCUGUACCUCAGCCACAAGGCCCUGAUGACGCAUCCCAUGCGUGGCCCGGGCUACACCUCCUUCAACUCCCUUCCGUGGUUCCAUCUUCACGGGCUCUCCACCGCACUCCAGGCCAUGUACAUGCGCCGCACCGCGUACAUGUGGGACGCCUCACUUCCGCUGACAGCCAGCACGGCGGUCGCUGCCCUGGAGGCUGCCCGUCCGGAGUCCGUGCAGGGCGUGCCGUACCUCCUGCAGCUCCUGGUCGACAGUCCGCGGGGGUUGCAGGUCCUGCGCCGCUGCGACUCGGUCACAUACGGAGGCGCCCCCUGUCCGGAUGAGUUGGGCGAUCGGUUGGUCGCGGAGGGGGUGAAGUUUGGCGGGUCUUUCGGAUUAACGGAAGCUGGACUAGUGGCCGAGUCGAUCUCCCGCCCCGCCGACGAUCCCUACUGGAACUACAUGAAGUUCUUUGACAACAUCCGCCCCUUCAUCUGGAUGAAGCCCAUCGGCGAUGAGCUGUACGAAGUCGUCUACCUCCAGGGCCAUCCCGCCCUGACAGCCUCGAACUCCGAUGAUCCGCCUGGUUCGUAUCACUCGCGCGACGUCUUCACGCCCCACCCUACCAUCCCCGAUCGGUGGAAGUACGUCUCGCGCAUCGACGAUCGGAUCACGCUGGUAAACGGCGAGAAGGUCCUCCCCCUUCCGAUCGAGGGCCGCGUCAAGCAGAACCCCCUGGUCGACGAGGCGGUGGUGGUGGGCGUGAGCCAGUCGGUGCCGGGCUUGCUUGUCUUCCGGUCGGACGGCUCGCACCGAUACUCGGACGCAGAGUUUCUGGACCUCGUUUGGCCCACGGUGGAAGACGCCAACGCGCACGCGGAGCAGUUCUCGCAGAUCUCCCGGGACAUGGUCGUGGUGCUGGCCGCCGACCGCGUCGUGCCCCGCACAGACAAGGGGUCGAUGAUCCGCGCCCAGGUGUAUUCACGAUACGCAGAGGUGAUUGAGGGGAUGUACAACCGCAUGGAGCAGGACGCGCACGGCACCCUGCAGCUGGACCUGCAGGCCACGGAGGAGCAUCUGCUGCGCCUCUGCCGCGAGGAGCUGGCCAUGCCCCGCCUCGACCUCGAGACGGACUUCUUUGCCGAGGGCAUGGACAGCCUCAAGGCCAUCCAUCUGCGCCGGCUGAUCCUGCGCGACUUCCGCCUCGCGAGCAGCCGGAGCAUCAGCCACAACAUCGUGUUCGAGACCGGCAGCAUCGCCCGUCUGGCGGAGUGCAUUUCCGCUGCGCAGAGCGGGCACUCCGAUGAGGGGGUAGUAGCAGACGAAGACGAGCUGGCCAUGAUGCCGGCGCUGAUUGAGAAAUAUUCGUCGGGGUUCCCGGUGCACACCCCUCGUCCGGAGGAGGUGUCCAACACCCGAAGCGUUCUUCUCACCGGUCCAACGGGCUCGAUCGGCGCGCACACGCUCUACAAACUCGUCAACGACGACACCAAGAUCGUAGCCCUAACCAGCGCCCUCGACCAGGCGCACCUCGGCCUCGACCCGCACGUCUACAACGAAAUGCUCCGCUCCGUCUCGCUAAUCAUCCACACCGCAUGGCCCGUCAACUUCAACCUCCCGCUCAGCGCCUUCGAGCCUCACCUCCGCGGCCUGCACAACCUCCUCCGCUUUUCCCUCAGCGUCGCCCUCCCCUCCCCCGCCGUCCUCUUGUACUGCAGCUCCAUCUCCACGGCUCUGGGCUCCCCGCAACCCCUCGUCCCGGAAUCCCCCAUCGCCGAUCUAUCCGAUGCCCUGGAGAUGGGCUACGGCCGCUCGAAGCUAAUCGGUGAGCGGAUGGUCAGCGCGGCGCGGCGCACCGCGUCCGCGCGGGCGUUCACGCUCCGCAUCGGCCAGGUCUCCGGCCACUCGAAGCGCGGGCUGUGGAACGACGAUGAGGCCCUGCCGCUGCUGCUCCGCUCCGCGCUGACGCUGGGCUGUCUGCCCCGGUUGGACGGGGUGCAGUGCGCAUGGCUGCCGGUCGAUAAGCUCGUGGCCGCUGUGUUGGAGAUCGCGCGCGCCGUGUGCUCGCAUACGCCGCCGGCGUCGCGGCGAGGGUCUUUCUCCUCGGAGACGGACUCCGAUGCGGGCAGUGUGGAUAGCUGGACGGAGGAUGAUGAUUCCGUGUAUAACCUGACGAAUCCGCAUCGGUUUGACUGGGGGGUGUUGUUGCAGGGGUUGAAGAAGUGCGGGUUCGAUGGGUUUCGGACGGUGGGGUUUGCGGAGUGGUUGGAAAGGUUGCGGGAGAGUGAGGCGCGCGGGGAGGAGGGGGUGAACCCUGCGGUCAAGUUGGUGGGGCAUUAUGAGGCGAUGUAUGCAGACGCCAGAAAAGAGCCUGGGUUCUGUACGGAUCGGGCGGAGAGGGAUAGUGUUACGUUGCGGAAUGGGAGGUUGAGGAUCGUCGAGGAUGGGAUUCUGGGGCGCUAUGUUAGGGAUUGGAUGGGGAGGUGGCCCAGACCUUAGGUAUUGAGGAGGGAUAGAGUGAGGGCUUGGGCUUGGUUCUUCGAUGUUUAUAUUUUGUUUGCACUGUACAGAUUUGGGCGGAUUGGUUUUUUUCUGUCCGAGAUAGAGAGAUACCA
Molecule: messenger RNA, 3239 nt
Organism: Aspergillus aculeatus ATCC 16872
Lineage: Eukaryota; Fungi; Ascomycota; Eurotiomycetes; Eurotiales; Aspergillaceae
Exons: 5
Coding region: 1-3123 (1040 amino acids)
Molecular function (GO): phosphopantetheine binding
Source: RefSeq, a predicted model, not a curated record